AUGGGAUGGGGAAAGAAAUCGUCGUCAUCGGCGGUCCCUAAGCCGCCUGCACAACCGCCCAAAUCACCAGCCAAACCGCCGUCUUCUUCAGCAUCGCAGCCUAGCUCCCGUGAUCCGGCCAUAGUUCCACGCGCAGACUGCAAGAAGAACUAUUACUACCAGCAGAUGUUGCAUCGCCAGCUGAAUGAUGAUGGUAGCACCGACAACCUGGCCACGCGCAACAGCUUUUCGUCGUCCGAGAACAAGACAAUCCGAGAAGACAUUCGCAUGGGAGAUCAGGAGGUGCUGCGUGACAUCCGCGAGCUCAAGAGCGCUGGAAGCAACGUCCGCAGAUCGCGAUCGCCCCAGUUGCGGCCGCCUAGCGUCCACCAACGGCUUCCCUCGGACGAUUCCAUGUCCAAUUCGACCGACUACUAUGUGGAACCUCUAAACAGUCCUCUGCCUUCCAUAUCCACGUCAGACACGUCUCUGACAGCUUCCACGGCAUUUUCCCGUGACCACCCGUCAGUGGUGAACUCAAAAGCUGCGGUGGCCAGUGUGAAAUCCGCUAAAUCGGAUAUCAGCAUGAGAAGUACAUCGAAAUCCGUGGAGCGAAAUCCAUUCACCGGAGUGAUUACUACCAAACACGACAUGGAACACGAAGGUUGGCUCAACAACUCGCUAACGCCAGGCGCACAAUGGCGCUUGUCCCGAGGAGUGGUAAGAAAUGGUCAACUGCUGGUAUACAAGCCGCCGUCCGAUCUAUCCAACCGAUUCCUCGACCCCGACGCCCCCCGAACACAACCCUCGUCGACACACACUGCCAUUUCAGCACCGUUCAACGCCGCUCCAGUGUCCGAUGGCAUGCUGUCGCAUGCCUCAGCUGAGCCUCAUCCGUCACUCGAACUCGAUUCCAGCGGCACUCGCAUCAUGGGAGGCACUGUGGAAGCUGUGUGCCACCAGCUUCUGUUUGGAGACGACGAUCUGCUCGCGGAAUCGAUAGUCUACGUGCUGCCCCUAUUCACAGAUGUGGUUUAUGCACUGGACAAGAUGUGCGAGUACAUAAUUGGACCCGUCAGAGACAGCCGCUCGAGCUUGGCACGCUACCAAGAACGAGCCGUGGCCCGAGCUGCCAUGGCUGUGCGAAAGAUCCAAGACGACUUUUCAGGCAUGCUGCUGGAAACAUCCAUCUGCUCGGCUUUGCUUAAACUCAUUGACGGUAUUGGUGCUCUGUCGGACCAGGUGAGCACCGAUCUCAAGGUCAGCGUCUUCAAAAAACAGCGCCACAUGGGCGAUCUGCUUACCCCCAGUCGAGAGGGUACUCUGUGGUCAGUACAACCAAAACUACCAGAAUCCGUCAACGAGCGGCUGCAAUCAUUUCUGGUGUUCACCGAGCAACAGAACCAGCUUGGUGCUAUGCAAUCGUCGUCUGCGUCGUCGUCGUCAUCGCACUCUUCACAAUUCGGCUCGUCGUCGAGCCCCCAGACGUUCCCACCCGACCUCUUCCUCGACACUAGCAUUGAUCUUCUCGCAUCGCAGGUCUACUACUUUCACCUGCAGUUUUCAGGCGCAUGGUCGCCUGCGUCAGACAUGUCGCUGCUGUUUGGUGGUCGAUGGAACUACUGGCGCCACAAUCCGCUCAUCUUCGACUCUCUGUCGGUCCACUUUUUAGGAGGAGUUCUGCUGGAGCACCUGUUUUCUGGCUCUGGCGCGGUGUCAUCUGCCUACAGAGGCAAGCUACUCUCGCAUUGGAUCUCGCUUGGAAACGCCCUCAAGAACUGUGGCGACAUGGUUGGCUGGCUAGGCAUUGCGGGAGUUGUCUGCUCACCACCUGUACUGCGUCUACGAGACUCAUGGGGCUUUGUGUCCACGGAAAUCAAGGAUUCUGUUACCAAGGAAUGGGCCCCCGUGGUGUUUGACUUAGAGCGGCGUCUCAGAGUCACCGACAUGUCGCGAAAGUCUACAUAUCACGUGCUUGCGCCCCAGGGCAUUGGCCAGAGCUACCCCAAGGAGCGGGUGGUCCCAUUUUUCGGCGACCUGUGUGUCCGAUACGAAGAUGGAUCAUCCUUCCGUCAGUGCGAGUCGCGUCUGAACCGUAUCCGUACUGCAUUUGAGCGGUGGCAGACGUACCUGGAUCAGGUACCUCAGAUCGACACCUUUGACUCUGCCGCCGAGCCCAUCUCCGCACUCCAACGAAUGCUGUACUACCUGUUGAACCGCCAUUCACAGGGAAACAUUCCCUUCCACGUGUCCAACAAGGAGCCCAUCUCUGCGCUGCUGAAAAUGUCGCUGCAGUGCGAACCGUCGUCCAGUGGGCGAUACCUGCCCCACUUUUAUAAUCAGCAGCUUCCUCUGCUGAUGGGCAGUUUUGUACCCACCGUGUUCACAGACGUGACUCCGUCGUAUCGGCUCUUUUCCAAGACCGAUCUGCUCACUUUUGCAGGAUUUGGCUCCCCAACCAAGAGAAGUGGCACUGGCAUUUCGUCACCUCUUCGGUCUCUGCCUUCUGGUACUUCUGGCACUGAGGUGGAUCAGUUUGCCCGGCGGUAUGUGAGCCAGUUCAGUACGCAGCAUCCUCUGAUUUGUUCCUUGCGAGACAUCAUGAAUGUGGGCUCUAGCAUGAUCCAGGGCGAUGACGUACUUCUCAAGGUGGUUUCUGAGGGCCCUGAGGGCUCAGAUCCUACUGUCGUUGUCAAAGCUGCUUCUUUGGACCGGCUUAUUGACAUUCUGAUCCUUGGUGUGGGACAUUUUGCUCCUCGGGUCAAGAUGGACAUGGAUCUAUACACACUGACGUUUUUCGCGACAUUCCGGUCCUUCUGCUCGCCCACCCAGUUGCUGGACGCGUUUCGACGACGGUUUGUGGGCGCCCAGUCUGGCUCCACGUCUCUUACAAUGCCUAGAACUUUUGAUCAAAAGUUCCCCGACUGGGAUUCCACUCACAUCCCCGAGAAGCAGCCCGACUACAGACUGAUGGCCCAGAUACAGAUUGGCAUUCUUGAGGCCUGCUUCCUGUGGGUGUCGCAGUACUUUAUCGACUUUGUCAAUGAGUACGCUGUCAGAGAGCUCUUUCUGGACUUUUUGGCCACUCUGGAGGUUGAGAUCUCUCGAUGGGGAAGUGUUGUGUUCAACAGUGAAGACAUUGUUCUCUACCGAGAGUCUCUCGAGGGUCUGCACAAGAAGCUGCGAAAAUUGUUCAUCAAGAAGAGCUAUCGGCCCGUGUCUGCCCCUCCCAAGAUCCCUUACUUUGGUCCUUCAUCCAAAUACAUCCAGAUGCCCAUCAAUUGCGGUAUCAGCGAUGUUGAGUCUUGGAUUUCUGAGGUGGAUCUGAUGGCUGCCCACAUCUUUGCUCUGGUGCCUCUGAAGGACUGGAUGUCUCUAUACGAGACUCUGGAGGUACAGGGCGUGGAGCCAUUGGGCUUCUUUGCAUUCCGAACGCCCUCUAUGGCCACCGAAGACGAGGUUAUUGUGCAGAGCGUCUACACCUACUUUGAGACGCUUUUCCGUGACAAGCCCGAGGACCGGGUGCUUUUGAACCUCCCCUUUGCAGUACAGGAACUGUUGCGACUCCACAACAACUUUGUUAGCUACCUGACUGCCCAGUUGACGGACCUGUCCAUUAGACCCGAAAUUCGAGUGGCUCGAAUGGAGACGUUGCUCAAGGGCAUUGGCAUUUGUCGUCGACGAAUGAAGGCUGCUCGGGUGUUUGAAAUGUCGCCCAUGGCCGAUCCCGAAGAGGGACCCCCUCCUCUGUCUCCCUCGGUUGCUCCUGCCAUCCCCUCCUUUGUGGAGGUUGCUUUGGCGGCUGCAGCCAUCCGACCCGAGUCCCGGCUCUUCACCGGCUCGUGGUUUGCUGCUGCCAAGGAGUGUGGUUCAUCCACUGCCGACUCUCUGGAGUCCAUCAUACCGUACGUGGAUGGCCAGCUCCAGAACAAGCCUCUGACUCCCUGUGUAGGCUGGCUGAUUGAGCGAAUGUUGGAGGCGUCGUGUCACGUGCCCAACAUGUGUGUGGAAACUCCCAAGCUCAUCAACUUUGACAAGCGGCGGUACGCCUACAAUCUGGUGGGGAAUGUGUGCGACAUUAGACCCCUAGAUGAACAGCAGGACAUGAACUUGCCCGAACAGACCAAGCGAAUGAGCUUUUUGAUCAACCUGUCCAAGGCUUCGUUUGCAAUUGACCGUAAGGUGACCAAGGAGCAUGCCGCCCGCGAAGCCAAGGCCUAUGGCAAGUCUAAGAACCGGGUUUUUACCCACUGUGUGGGUGCUGAGCUGGAGAAGAUCAAGCGAGAUGUUCGACAGCGAGAGGUUCUCGAUCGAAAGCGCCAACACGCCGUUCGAGCGCCCACCUCGUCUUCCAACUCGGAAAAGCGAGGCAAGUCGCGUCUGGGAGGCUUUCUCAAGGCUGUGCGACCCAUAUCCAUGGCUCUGGGCUCGUCUUGGACUCCUCCGCAAUCCCAGGAGGCAUCUGGAAUCAAUCCCCUGGAUCUCCCCACCUUUUCGGUGGACAAGGUCAAGCCGUUCAGAUCCAUUCCUCUCGGUCACUCCGACAUUUUCCCUGUGCAUGCGCUGUCCAAGUCCAUGUUCAAGAUUGUGGACUCUUCGGGCGAGUACUCGUUCCAGGCUGCGUCUGAGGCCGACAGCGAGAUUUGGCUCAAGGCGCUCACUCGGGCCAAGAACAGUGCUCCUCAGACGAGCCAGUCCACUCGACAGAUGGGUCGGGUGUUUGGCGUGCCCGUUGCUGUUGUCUGCGAACGAGAGCAGGCUGCUAUUCCUUACAUUUGUGAGGUGUUACUUAACGAGAUUGAGGCUCGAGGUCUGGACGAGGUUGGUCUGUAUCGAAUUUCCGGUUCUCUCAACAACGUCAAUGCUCUCAAACAGGCCUUUGACAAUGGUGAGCGUCCCGAUAUGAACGACGACCGAUGGUAUGAUGUCAACACUCUGGCAGGCUGCUUUAAGCUGUAUCUGCGAGAGAUGCCCGAGCCGCUGCUUCCUCUGGAGCUGCUCCCUGACUUUGUGUCUUCCACCACAGGUCCACAGCCUGACCUGGCUGGCCUUCGAGCUGCUGCCGAUCGAAUGCCGGCACCCAACCUCAAUUUGCUGCGACGUCUGGUGCAACAUCUGUCUCUGGUGACCACGCACGGCGAGCAGAACCGAAUGCAUGCGGUAAACCUGGCCAUUGUGUUCUCCAUGUCCCUGUUGCCGCCCAAUGCCUCGGCCAAUGUUUCUACGGAUCUCAGCAGUAUGCAGACGGUUCUCAAGCUGCUCAUUAUCCACUGCGAUGGAGUGUUUGGCAGCCUGGAUGGAGGAUCUACUACGGUUGUCGAUGGUGCAUCGACACCAUCGUCUGGCCAGCUGGAGGCCCCCGACAUGGCUUCGCUGACUCUGUCCGAGUCCAAGUCGACUUCAACGGUGGACUCUCUAGAGAUGAUGCAGGCGCCCACUUCUCGUCGACGACAGCCUGCGGGCCAAAACCCUAACAGACGAUUUUCCGUGCUCAAUGAGGGCACCAACUUUUCUGACCUGGCUCAUCAGUUUGGGUCUCAGGAGAGUUUGCAUUAA
Molecule: messenger RNA, 5535 nt
Organism: Yarrowia lipolytica CLIB122
Lineage: Eukaryota; Fungi; Ascomycota; Dipodascomycetes; Dipodascales
Biological process (GO): small GTPase-mediated signal transduction; regulation of GTPase activity
Cellular component (GO): cytoplasm
Molecular function (GO): guanyl-nucleotide exchange factor activity
Source: RefSeq, a predicted model, not a curated record